UACUCGUACCCCUAUCCCUAACCGGCGCCGCUAUCCGCUUGGUGGCCCUGUUUUUGGCUAAUUAUAUAGCGAGACCUGAACAUGGAAACAUCGCCAGCAGCAUCCGCCGCUGAAGAGGCUGCGGUCGUAGUAGAACCUCCUGGCCAGCAACAAGCUGUAGUCCAGGGCAGACCACCACCCCGCAUCACGUUCAGCGAUAAUUCCAGCUCUUUGAUCCGCUGCAUACCUAACGAACGGGCUACAUUCUUUGUGAAAAUCGACUGCGAUGAGGAUGAGGAGUCCGAAUUGUUGCCCUUCAAAUUCGAAUGGAGCCGGGGAGAAAUACCCAUUGAGAACUCCGAUCGCUUUCGGAUAACACAAACCAGCAAUGCCGUUCAGCUCGCCGUAGAGCAUGUGCAGCGGGAGGAUGCAGGACAUUACACGCUGUUCGCACGAACGAAAAGCAACGAUGUGGUGCGCAGGCACGUCGAACUCAUUGUCGAGGACAGAUCGACCGGAGACGAUCCGCCUGUGUUCCUGCGGCGCCUGGUCGAUCUCUCCGUCAAAGUGGGCACACGAACUCGCCUCCUAACCGAAAUACGCAGCUCAACAGAUCUAAAGCUAACAUGGUAUAGAAACGACAGGAGAGUGUGUGAGAAUGAUCGCAUCACAGAGAUCAACGAGGGCACGUUCCACUACUUGGAAGUGAGCCCCGUGACACUGGAUGAUGGCGGGCAGUGGAUGCUGAUGGCGGAAAAUUUUGGCGGGCGCAACUCGUGUCUGGGCACUAUAAAUGUGCUUGUUCCCAAAGCGUACAAGACACCCGAGUUUGUGGAGGAGCUGCGAGCCGUGCUGACUGAACAAGGAACUGUUUCGCUAGAGUGCAAGGUGGUGGGGGUUCCCACGCCGCAUUUGCGCUGGUUCAAGGACUCCAAGGAGAUCAAGGCUGGCGAUAUCUUUGCACUGACCGCCAAUGCCGAUGAUCCCACAUCGCUUGGAACGUACACCUGCGAGGCGAGAAACUGCAUGGGCGUCAACUAUUCCAGCUCCAAGGUUCAUGUGGUGGGACGCGGCAGUCGGGAGGGUUCUCUCAAGCCAGCGGACAACGUAUCGAGCAAUGCGCCGCCUCCGAUAUUCACAAACGAACUGAGGGACAUGAGCAUCCACAUCGGCGAGACAAUCAUUCUCGGCUGUCAAGUGGUGGUGCCGCCCUGGCCCAAGAGCGUCAGUUGGUACAACACCGAUGGACGUGUGGAGACCGCCGAACGGUAUAAACUGAUCGAGGAUGGGCUGGGCGUUUACAUGAUCGAGAUAAAGCCAUCGGAAUCUUGCGAUGCCGGGGAAUGGAAAUGUGUAGUCACCAGCUUUGAAGGCUGUGUGGGCAUCUCCACCUGUUCGGUUAACAUGGACAUUCCCAGAAAUUAUCGCAAGCCGCGGUUCAUGGAAAGUCUUCGCGCCGUUCUUACUGAAGAGGGACUCGUCUCCUUCGAGUGCAAAGUGGUGGGCUUCCCAACGCCAGUGCUCAAAUGGUUCAAGGAUGGCCACGAACUGAAGCCCGGCGAUGUGUACCAGCUGACGGGAACCAAUUCAUUGGGCACCUAUUGCUGCAUUGCCCGCAACUGCAUGGGAGAGACAAGCAGUACGGCUGUACUCACCGUAGAGGACAUACAGAAUCAACUCACCGACGAGGAGCGCAUGGUGUUCACGCAACAGAACCAGGCACCCAAGUUCCUCACGGGCCUGAAGAGCACAGAUGCCAAAAUCAACGAACCCUUCCAGUUUAAGGUUGUGGUGAAGGCCACACCGGAUCCCAUACUGUCCUGGUUCCGGGAUGAGCUGCCAAUCGAUCCGAACGACAGAUACAAUCACUAUCGCGGGGAGAGCGACGACUGCUGGCUGCUGGACAUCAAGGCAGUCGAGUUUGUGGAUCAGGCCGAGUGGAAAUGUGUUGCCGUCAAUGAUUUUGGCACCAGCAUCACCUCCUGCUUCCUGAAACUGCAGAUACCGCGGCACUACAAGAAGCCUCGCUUCCUCGAGUGUCUGCGAGCGGUGCUCACCGAGGAGGGAGCCGUGAAUCUCGAGUGCAAGGUCAUUGGCGUGCCCCAGCCCGUGCUCAAGUGGUACAAGGAUGGGGUGGAGCUGAAGCCCGGCGAUAUACAUCGAAUCAUCUCUGGGCAGGAUGGCACUUGCUGCCUGGGCACGUACACAUGCGAGGCCAGGAAUUGCAUGGGUAUCGUCGCCAGCUCUGCAUCACUGCUAGGCUUUGAGGAUGCCCAAAGGGGUCAGGGCAAGACCCAGAGCCAGAAGAGUGAAUCGCCGCUGCACGAAAACGAAUUGCAGCGGAACUACUCACUCUCCACCAUUCAGGAGGAGCGCACAUCCCAGAUGUAUGAGACGCCCGUUGGCGACAUAACCAUUGACGAGAAGGGCGAUGUGUCAUUCUCCUUCGAUGGCAAAGAGGUCUCCGUUUCGCUCUACGAAACGCCCGACCUCACCGAGGAGGAGGCCCUCAAGAUUGUGGAAAUGUAUGCAGAUCAAAUAUCCGAGCAUGUGACGGAGCACAAUAUCGUUGAGCUGCCACCGCUACGAUUUGUCAAAGAGACUUCGCAGUCGGGCAAGCUGCUUAUGGAAGCUGUUGUCAUUGACAUAGCUCCCGAGUACUUCAGCCACGAGGAGGAUCUUCGCACCGAGGCGGAUAUGGAUGACAUAUCGAUAACAGAGAUUACAGUGCAUGGCUCGUCCGGAAGGGAGGAAAAGGUGGACAAGGAGAUGCAGCAAUAUGUGCAGCAGUCCUUUGAGAAGAUGGAGGAGGAACUGUCGCUUUCUGCGCCCAUACGGAAGCGCAAGAAGUCAAGACCCACGGAGACUGACGAGUUCUUCAGCCUGUCGAAGGCCUCGGCUUCGGGCAGCCAGGAAGGAGAGGAGGAGACAUCGGAUCUGCAGACCUUUGCCAGUGCGCAAAUGUCCACAUCGCAGAAGGUGGCCACCACCUCAGUCUCUAAGGCCAGUCCAGAGCAGGACCCAGAGUCAUUGUCGGUGCCAAAGAGGAAAAAGUCCAAGAAGCCAUCAGCCGACAGUGAUUCUUCCAAGACCAACGAGGAUGAGGCCCGCCUGCAGGACAUCUCCGGUGCAGUGGGUGAUGGUCUAUUGAUGACCCCAAAGUCCCACCCAAAAGCAGUCACCGACGAGAGUGAAAUCAGUCGAAAUCUUAUGGCCCUCGUGCCACUGGCCAAGCUUCUCAAGGUAAUCGAGAAGCAUCUGACGGUAGUGGAGAACGAGGUGGUCGAGCAGUCCACAAUGAUGAUGACGGCGGCUGCUGCAGAUCAGAGCAUUGCCAUCAUCCGCAACAUUAUUGAUCCUAUUAAGCAGAUAGAAUCGAAGCUACGCGUCUACUCUGGCGAGACACAGAUCGAUGGCCUCAUCCAGUCCAUGGACGAGGACAUACGCAAACUCCACAUGGGCCUGCAGGUCAUUGAGAAGUGUGUGGAGAUCGAUGAGACUGGGGCAACGCUUAUUCAGCGCACCAGUGUCUGCAUCAUUGACAGUGUGGCCGAUCAAAUGAAGCGGGCCCUCGAGGAGUUGAAAAUCGUCAGCAGGCGGUUCGAGUCAGAGUGCCUGAGGGCACAGAUAGAACUCACCGCCGAUGACAUACAGCAGGGACUGGACAUCACACAGGGCACCAUCAGAUCACAGGCACUACUGCAGGAGGCGCAGGAACUGGAGGCAGCUAAGCAUUUCACCGAAGCCGUUGAGAAGAUGCAGGAUAUGCCCGACUCUGUAUCCUUUGCCACCAUAUCGGAGGCCAAUUUGCCCAGCGAAGCGAGCGCCUUGAAGGAGAUUUGCCAGCCAGUGGCCAGGAUACAGGAGGCACUGGAACGUGUCGAGUUAGAGCUGUCGCUGGAGGAGUCAGAGGAGCAAAUCUACAAGAAAGUUCACCAGAAAGUGCUCGAAAGCAUUGUGGAGCCCAUCAAGCAGCUGCAGAGCACCCUGCACUCCAUCGAAGACAAGACGGAAUCACUGGCAGGAACCGAAUCGAUGGAACAGAAGAUCAAUAUGGCCAUCCUUGACAUUGUUACGCCGCCACUGUUCGAGCUCAACAAGGGACUCGAGGUGAUACUCAACGAGAAAUCAGACAGUGUGGAGGGGGGAAUGCUGACGGUUAGCACCGUGGAAUCGAUGGUGCCGCCCCUGCAGGAGAUACAGAAUGGCCUGGCGCAGCUGGGACAAGAUCUGGAAAGUGGUCAGACCGUAAUGGCUGAUGCGGCAGAGCAAGAGCUGCGAUCCGAGCCAGCUCUGGAUGUGGCCGAUACGCAAAAGCUACUGCAGUCCUUUGCCCAGGCAGUCUUGCAUUUUGAAACGAACAUCGAGAGGAUUUCACCACGACUAUCGUCGAAUGUGAAAAUUCGCUUGCUUAAUCUGAAGGAUGAGCUAUCGGCACUGAUUGGCACCAUCUUGGACAGAGAGAUAACCGGGCAUCACGUGGAGCUGCUCGACAGACUCAAGCGUCCGGUGGAUGAACUCAACUACUGCAUUCGUCAGACGGAGGUCAAGACUAUUUCCGGCUCGCUGGCAGAUCUAAUUGAACCGCUAAGCAUGUUGCAGGAUAACACCCAGAAGGGCCAUGGCCUGCUUCUUACUGCCCGGGAGCCUGAUCAACAGGCCCUGCAGUCGCUCGACAACAUCAGAAGCAUUAUUCGCAACGCAGUCAUUGACAUUGAAGAGCACGAGUUUAAGAUUCUUCAGCAGGAGAUUCAGCUGGAUGAACAGCAGGCCUCGCAGCAGCAGCAGGACAAAUCGUUUAGCGCGCUACGGAAGGUGCUCGAGACAAAAGUCUCCCUGGAUGAGACCAUCGCAAAUCUUGAAACUCUGCAGGUGGCAUUAAACAAAAUGAGCGAAAGCCCCAAGGCCACGGAAUCUGUCAAGUUAUCCGCAAACGAAGCUCAAGUGUCGCUUUUGCGGAUCCUUCAGAUUGCCAAGGGGCUGGCUACCUUCAGCGAGGCAGAGACAACGCUCGACGUGAACGAAGCCAACACAUCCAGAGUCCUGUUCGAGUGUGGCAAAAGCUUUGCCGAUUUGGCCAGGGCACUUGAUAAUCCAGCAGCUCAGUCGGAAGGAGACUUCCAGAAUGCCCUUCAUCAGUUUAGCGAAAUCGUUGGUCAACAGCAGCAGAGCACAGAGGAAAAACUCAGCAUAGCCGGUCCGCUGUCAAGCCUGAUCCACGUUCUCGAAAGGGUACACCCCUUGAGGGCGUCUGUGGAAGAUUUAUCGGAAACAUUGGACGAUGUCUCAGUGCUAAAAUCGAUAGCAGAGUCAUUACCCGCAGAGUCCGAAGCAGAGCCCAUUAGUACCGAGAAACCAUCGACAGAUGUUGGAGCCUUGCUCGCGGACCUAAACCAUGGAAUAACCUCAGUUCUAUCCCAUUGUGAAGACGUUGAUGUGACUUCUCUAGCCAGCAAGGUUGGCCAACAGAUCCAUUCAGCCAUAAUUAAAAUGCAGGAACUGCAGAGCAGCAUAGCUCUGGUGCAGGAGACAAACCUCGUGGAGGCUGCUCAUUCUUUUUCGGAUUCCAGUUAUCAGGGCACUUUUGCCGAGGCCCUUUGCAGCCUGGAACGCUGUGUCCUGCAUGUGGAGGAGUGUAUUGCCCACAGUGGGGUCGAGAAUAUCAGUGAUCUAGAACUGUCGAAGCUUCAGACAUUGGCCACACCACUUCGUGAUGUAAGGGAAUACUGUGAACAGCUCGAUACCCACGUGCUGGAGCAGGCCAUGGAUAUAUCCACGCAGGAAGACAUUUCGGACCUUAAGACCAGUGGACACAAGCACACCGUUUCGGAUAACAUCCAAGAGGUAGCUGUCGUAGAAGCAGAGCCAACGGUAGAGAUGUUCGAUAUACAGCAAGGUGUGGCGAGUGGCAUCAAGCAGCUCGAGGCCUGCCUGGUGGUCACGCAGACCGAUGCCAGCGAAGAACUCCAGCAAGUGGGUGAAAUAAUGGAGCAGCUAAAGUCCGAUCUGGAAAGCAUUCAAGCCUCCCUUGUGUCGGGCAACGAUCAGCAGGAAACUGUCUUGGCUCAGGCGAAAAUUGCACGCACCAUGUUCAAAUUGAAGGAGUGUCUAGUGCAUACCUAUGAAUCGGGACUGGUUGACUCUUUGGAGAAUGUGGAGAGUGCUUUCGAGGACAUACUACUCUCCUUGCCAGUACUGGAGACACAAUUGGCCGAGGAAAUGUUUGGCAAAAUCGAGCAAGUCUUCGAGAACUUCGUGGCCCAUUGCCAGAGUGCAGAAGCAGUGGAACUCAUCUCCCUGAAUGCACCUAUUGGGAACCUUCUGCAGUCCAUAGAAACUGUGGCCGUUCAACCCAACGUUGAUGUUGAAAAGUCAUCUGCGGUAGUGGUUCAGCUUCAGACUAGUCUGAUGACUGCAUUUAGAAGUCUCAAUGAGGUUAGCGAGGGGGCCAGCAAUGAGCUAUUGGGGCGCCUGCUCAAAACCCAGAGCAGCCUAGUGACCGUCUUUGAUUUUAUUGAGAAUAGCGAGAACUCGAUUCGCAUUAUCGAAUUGCUUCAGGAAAUUGAUUCCAUUACUGGAGACCUAAAGGCCCUUUCUCUUAUUCCAUUCGAACAGACGGUGCCCAUUGACAUUGGCAUGAUCAUCGAAAACGUAUCGUCAGGUAAAGCCUUCCUAACAGAAAUCGAGGAGGGACUGCAGGCCAACAAACCCCAAAGCAUCCUGCUUCUUGACGAAAACACGGAGGAUAUUGCUCAGUUGGAAGCAACACUCAUUCAAAUUGAGAAAGAAAUCCUUUCUCAGCCUCAACUAACGCAGAUAACAGCACAGCAAUUCACUCUCAUAGAAACAGUGCAGCUGCAACUGAAUAAUCUGAAGGAGAAGCUAACUGAACUGAAUGUUUCACUUGCCGGACUUCAAGCAGAGCCCGAAUCGGCCCAUGAAGCAGACUUGAACGAAGAGAUAGAGGACCUUCGAGAAGACACUGAACCCGAAGCUAAGAAAGCAAAGGCUCUGGAGAAGCAAGAACUCGAAGAGAAACAACUGGAAGAUAAGAAACAGAAGCAAGCUGAGAAGGAUGCUGAAAAGAAGUCCCAGAAGGCCGAAGAGUUUGAGAUUGUUUCUGAAAAGAUAUCAGAAGAAAAGAUUGAAGAAAGCCUGAAGGCUGAUGUCAAGGAUUCCGAGGCUACAGCAAAGAAAGCAAAGGCUCUGGAGAAGCAAGAACUCGAAGAGAAACAACUGGAGGAGAACAAAUUGAAGCAAGCUGAGAAGGAUGCUGAAAAGAAGUCCCAGAAGGCCGAAGAGUCUGAGGUUGUUGCUGAAAAGAUAUCCGAAGAAAAGGUUGAAGAAAGCCAGAAAGCUGAUGUCAAGGAUUCCGAGGCUAAAGCCAAGAAAGCAAAGGCUCUGGAACAACAAGCACUUGAGGAGAAACAACUGAAAGAAAAGAAACAGAAGCAGGCUGAAAAGGAUGCCAAAAAGAAGGACCAGAAGGCCGAAGAGUCUGAGGUUGUUGCUGAAAAGAUAUCCGAACAAAAGGUUGAAGAAAGCCAGAAAGCUGAUGUUAAGGAUUCCGAAGCUAAAGCCAAGAAAGCAAAGGCUUUGGAACAACAAGAACUCGAGGAGAAACAACUGGAAGAGAAGAAACAGAAGCAGGCUGAACAGGAUGCAGAAAAGAAGGCUCAGAAGGCAGAGGAAUCUGCGGUUGCUGCUGCAGAAAGCAAGAAGGCGGAUGUCAAAGAUUCCGAGGCUAAAGCCAAGAAAGCAAAGGCUCUGGAACAACAAGAACUCGAGGAGAAACAACUGAAAGAAAAGAAACAGAAGCAGGCUGAAAAGGAUGCCAAAAAGAAGGACCAGAAGGCCAAAGAGUCUGAGGUUGUUGAUGAAAAGAUAUCCGAAGAAAAGGUUGAAGAAAGCCAGAAGGCAGAUUUCAAGGACAUCGAAGCUAAAGCCAAGAAAGCAAAGGCUUUGGAACAACAAGAACUCGAGGAGAAACAACUGGAAGAGAAGAAACAGAAGCAGGCUGAACAGGAUGCAGAAAAGAAGGCCCAGAAGGCAGAGGAAUCUGCGGUUGCUGCUGCAGAAAGCAAGAAGGCGGAUGUCAAGGACUCCGAAUCUAAAGCCAAGAAAUCAAAGGCUCUGGAGAAGCAACUGGUGGAUAACAAACAGAAGCAGGCUGAAAAGGAUGCCGAAAACAUGUCCCAGAAGGCCGAAGAGUCUGAGGUUGUUGCUGAAAAGAUAUCUGAAGAAAAGGUUGAAGAAAUCAAGAAGGCUGAUGUCAAGGAUUCCGUGGCUAAGGACAAGAAAGCAAAUGCUCUGGAGAAGCAAGAACUCGAGGAGAAGAAACAGAAGAAGGCUGAAAAGGUUGCCGAAAAGAAGACCCAGAAGGUAGUAGAAUCUGAGGUUGCUGCUGAAAACAUAUCUGAAGAAAAGGUAGAAGAUAGCAAAAAGAUCCCUGAAGACAAUAUUGUUGAAGAGAGAAAGUCACAGCGCGAUGUUGAGAGAAAUCUAAGAGUGGAACAACCUUCCGACGCCAUUAGUAUGCGAUCGUACAAAUCAAUGGAUUCCGAGUACAAGGAUAAAAAGGAAUCGCGCAGUGCUAAGCGUAAGCCCACCGUAGACAUCCAGCUAACCAAUCGGAACACGGCAACCGGCAGUGAUCUUAAGCUGACUUGUGGACUAUCUGGACACGAGAUGAGGGUGGAGUGGUUCAAGCAGAACACUCCGAUUGAUAAUGGAGUCAAGUACAGGAAAACAUUGAACGACGGCCUCUCGUGCCUUGAAAUUAAAUCGGCCGAGCUGAGUGAUUCUGGCAUCUAUCGCUGCAUAGCGUCCAACCAAAAUGGAGAAGUCGAAACGAGCUGUCUUGUGACUAUAUACGAAGCACCUUCGAGCAAAUUUGGCACACCGCCAAUAUUUACACGCAACAUUCGAGAUGCGUACCAUUCCCAAGGCAAUAGCCUCACGCUGGAGUGCAAAGUGUCGGGCAGCCCCAAGCCACACAUCUACUGGCAGCGGGACAACACGCUGCUGCCACUGGAGGGUGGCAAGUACCAGUAUGCAGAGCAGAGCGACGGCGUGAAGCUCCUGACUAUUACACGCUUUGGCAGCAACGACUCUGGCCUGUACACUUGCUAUGCUGAGAGCGAGAAUGGUCAGAUGAAGAUCAGCAAGUUCGUGCAGGCCUCCGACUAUGUGCGCGAGCGAGCGGCUGACAAGAAACCAAUUGAUAUGGUUAUUCAGGAGAUCAAAAGGGAUGAUGAAUCCUCCUCCACUACGGCUGCCAGUGACAAUGCGGCAGCCAAGGCCAAGGCACGCGAGGCGAAGCUGCGCCUCAGCCUGGAGACCAGCCUGAAGACCAUGACCAUCGGCACUGGCAACAAGGCGCAGAUGAUUUGCUAUGUGACCGGCUUCAUCGAGGAUGUGCACUGGUUGCGCAAUGAUGAGCGAGUGACAAAGGAUGCCCGGCACAAGAUCUACAACAUAAACGGAGCCAUCAGCCUGGAGAUCUACGAUGCGCGGGUCGAGGACAGUGGCCACUACAGAUGUGUCGUAAAGAACAGCAAGCAGACCGUGGAGAGUGCGGGACAGCUCAGUGUGUUGGAUCAGAGUCACGGACAGCUGCCGGAGAGCUUCUCCAGUGGCAUAACAGAGUCCUACGAUGCGCAAAGGAAUGAGAUUGUGCUCAGCUGUCAGGUGCAUGGACGACCCAGUGUCAGUUGGAUGCGCGACGAUCACACAAUCUGCAACAAUCGCUACAAGACAAUGGAGGAGCCCGGCGGAGUGCGUAAGCUGAUCAUACGCAAUCCCAUAUCCUCGGAUUGCGGCAUCUUUGCCUGCUAUGCGGAGCACGAGGAACGUAUCGAUUCGAUCAGCACCACCAUUAGAGCCGCUGCCCUUAAGCGCCUCAUCACUGUCAGUGCAGAGGAUGCAUUGGCCAAUUCUGAUCAGGAUUUGUCCAGUUGGUCACGCAGCACAUCGUAUUUAAGCACAACAGCUGCGCAGGUCAAUGGUAAUGGAGAGCUUCAUCGCGAGGGAGAUCGCAUCAGUCGCAGCGUGGGCAAAGCCAAGCCGCUCUUCCACGCUCUGCUGCACGAUCGCACCGUUUCCGAGGGAGCCACUCUACGGCUUCUGUGCGCAGUUUCGGGCGAUGAGAACACACACAUUGAGUGGCUAAAGAAUCACAAACCGCUGCCCAAGGACACGCGCUAUCAGACGCUCUACCAGAACGGCGAAGCCUCCCUGGAGAUCUUUGCAGCCGUGGCCGAUGACAGCGGCAACUACACCUGCUGUGCCAGCAACGAUUUCGGCGAGAGUCUCACCCACGCCCAGUUGCGUGUCUACAAGCACUUCAAGGAAGCCUCACAGCCAAGUACAUUUACGCAGUCAAUCCGAGACACAUAUUCUCUAAACGAGAAUGAGUUGGUUCUGGAUUGUCGCGUGCGUGGCAAGCCACGCCCCGAGAUUGUGUGGAUGAAGGGCACCGAGAUACUGAACAACGAUGGCAAGUUCGUGAUGAGCGACCAGGCUGAUGGCUAUGCCAAGCUGGUCAUUAACAGCCCCACCGAGAAGGACUCUGGCGUGUACACGUGCGUGGCCCGCAAUGAGGGAGCCGAGAACAAGAUGUCUCAUCAGGUUGACUUCAAGGGACGCGAACGGUACACACAGGAGAAGACGUCAGGCUUCUACCAUCGUGACCCCAACAAGCCGCACUUCCUCAUGCCGCUGGGCAACCAGACCGUCUGCGAUGGCGGCACUGUGGCCAUCUCAGCCGAGUUCAUGCAGACAACCACACCCCUCGAGGUAAAAUGGUUGCGCGACCGCCAGGUGGUCGAAGGACCCAAUGUCCAGACGCUGGCUGAGCGCGGUGUCUACACGCUGACCAUCAUGAAAGCUGGAUCCGAGGUUGAGGGCACGUACACCUGCCGCGCUUCGAAUGCAUACGGACGCAUCGAGUCGCAUGUCAAUAUCGAUGUGGCUGUUGGUGCACCCAAGGAGGAGCGACCACCGCUGUUCCUGUCGCGCCCAGAUACCGAAAUGAAGAUUGCCGUGGGUGAUCCCUUCUCGUUUGCCUUCCGCAUUGCCGGCGAUCCAAAACCAAGGCUCACAUUCAUGAAGGGCACCAAGGACAUCACCCAAUCGGAUCGUGUCAGCCAAGAGGUAUCCGAUGACUACACCAGAUUCACAGUGCAGCAGGCCCAAAUCUCCGACUCGGGCACAUAUUUCGUUGUGGCACGUAACAACUUUGGCACGGACAGGAUAUUUGUUACCGUCACGGUAAACCCACGCGCACGCUCAGCAACGCCAACGCAACCACGCUGGGGCCUACCCCUGGACAGUUACAGCGACACAUCGUAUUUCAGAGAUCCACCUGGCUGCAUAUCCACCGAGCCGCUGGUCGUUGACUCUGGACCCUCGCACAUCUCCCUGUCAUGGGGAAAGCCGGUGAGCGCCAACUCAGCUCCGGUUAUUGCCUACAAGGUGGACGCUUGGAUUGUGGGCCACGAGGGUGGCGCCUGCUGGCGAGAACUCGGACUGACACCCAUCAACUCCUUCGACGCUUUCAAUCUGAAGCCCAAUCUGGAGUAUCACUUCCGUGUGACGCCCAAAAAUCGCUACGGCUGGGGACCGGCUGUGCAGACGAGCUCCACUCUGCAGGUAGGCGGCGUCGAGUGCCUGCCCGAGUUCGUCAAGAUCCUGCCCGGCCAGGUGAAGGCCUUGCUUGGCGCCUCCUUCACGCUGCAGUGCAACAUGCGAGGAGCCCCACGGCCGCAGAUAACUUGGUACAAAGAUGGCAUUCAACUGAGCAGCAGCUCGGAGCGCGUGCGGAUACGACAGAUUGGCUCUACCUGUGCCCUGACUAUACCCACGGUCAGCGAUCUGGACUCGGGCCGCUACACCUGCGAGGCGACCAAUUCCAAGGGCCGCGUCUCCACCUUUGCACGGCUGCAGGUUGUUUCCGAUUCGCGGCUGUACGAGGCGGAUUCCCGCCUGAAGGAAAUCGCGCACGGGCGCAAUGUGGCUGAGGUGGGCGACUCGUUGCCCAUCUUCACUAUGCGUCUGAGGGAUCGUCGGGUACAGGUCACCUAUCCAGUGCGUCUCACCUGCCAGAUUGUUGGCUAUCCCGUGCCGGAGAUACUCUGGUACAAGGACGAGGAGCUAAUCAACGCUGACAGGCGUCAUCUAAUCACAGCCGAGGGGCAGUUCUUUACUCUGGAGAUUGCAGCCACAACACUGGACAUGAGCGGCACCUACACCUGCCUGGCCAAGAACGAGCUGGGCUCCGUUUCCUGCCACUGCAAUCUGGUGGUGGACAAAGGCAUUCGUGCCUACAUCUCGCCCGACUUUUAUGUGCCCCUCGAUCCGUUCUAUAUGUUCCCCGAGGGUUCAGAGAUACGCCUGUCCACCAAGGUGGAGGCCUACCCAGCAGUGGGCGUUACCUGGCAUCGUAAUGGCAUGCGGCUGCGCCCCAGUCGUCGCCUGACCGCCACUCUGGACAGCAAUGGUUACGUUGAGCUGAUCAUUGCCGAGGCCACAGUGCGGGAUGCUGGCAUCUAUGUGUGCGUGGCCUCCAAUGUGGUCGGCAAAGUGGAGACCAUUUGCCGCGUGGCCAUCGAAGAGGAGGAGCACACAAUGGUGCAGCAGCGUUCAAUGGAAAUACCCAGCAUCAAGACUGACGAUUUGCCUUACUCCAAGGAACCUCUGUUUGUGGUAAAGCCACGUUCCAGUGAGGCCUACGAGGGUGACAAUGUCAUCAUAUUCUGCGAAGUAGUUGGCGAUCCAAAGCCCGAUGUGGUUUGGCUGCGUGAUUUUCUGAAUCCGGAGUACUAUAAGGACGCGCCACAUUUCCGCAGGAUUGGCGACGGACCAGAGUAUAGACUGGAGAUACCAAGCGCCAAAUUGGACUUUACCGGCACCUACUCUGUCAUAGCCAGCAAUUGCCAUGGCGAGGCCAAGGCUGUAAUAUCGCUACAAAUAUUUGCCAAAGAUAUACUUAAAGAUAGCCGCAUGGAUAAGGUUCACACGCGACAUGGCAACAUCGAGACACUCCCGCGAUUCGUCAGAAACUUGAGAAAUUUGCGGUGCUGCGAUGGCGACGCCAUUACACUGGAGUGCCAUGUGGAGGCCAUGCCCGAGCCGUACAUAAUCUGGGAGAAAGAUGGCCAUGUGGUGCCCGGCGACAAGGACUACGUGAUGUCGUAUGACGGCACAAAGGCCAUUCUGAGCAUACCCCGCGUCUAUCCCGAGGAUGAGGGCGAGUACACUUGCGUGGCCAAGAACUCGGUGGGACGGACGCUCUCGUCGGCCUGCAUUAUCGUGGAUGUGCCCGAGGAGAAGGAGAACAUGCUGAGUCGCCAACUGACGCGGCCAAGCGGCCUGCUCUCGGCCCACUCGACGCCCCGCUCCACGCCACGAUCGACGCCCAAUCGAAGCUUCUCGCCCAUGCGACGCUUGUCGUACCGCACCAGCAGCAUCGAUCUGUCUGGGGUGGCGGAGCGGCGACGCAGCGAUGCCCGAAAUGCCUUCACAGCUCCCAAAUUCCUUGCCAUUCCCUACAACCGCGUCGUCGAGGAGGGUGACAGCGUGCGCUUUCAGUGUGCCAUCGGGGGCCAUCCCACUCCGUGGGCCACCUGGGACAAGGACGGACUGAUUGUGACACCCACCACACGCAUAGCUGUGAAGGAAGUGGACGAUCUGCGCUUCAUUGAGAUCGAUGAGGUGGGCUUUGACGAUGCGGGCCUCUACCGCAUCACUCUGGAGAACGACUUUGGGCGCAUUGAGGCCACCGCACGGCUGGACGUCAUUCGAAGCUCUCGCUAUUCCAAGUCCCCCUCUGUGCGUAGUGUUCGGGCCUCCUCCUCCCGCCGCAAUGCCUAUCUACAUAGACGCAUCAUGGGUCCAUCCACAGCCAUUGGCGGACGCAUGGCACUGGCAAGUGGCUAUCGAGGUUCCUCGGUGCCCUCGGUGCGUUUCUACCACAACAACGUGGAGCUAGAGCCCACGGACCGAGUGCACAUUCUGCUGCAGCCGGAGGACUCAAUGGCCAUGCUCAUCGUGGACAAUGUGACGCACGAGGACGAGGGCGUCUACACCUGCAUCAUAAGCGGCGAUCAUGAUCCGUUGAUCAGUGCCACGAGCGUUACCUUCCACGAACCCAACACUGAAGUGUCGGAGCGUCGCGCCGUCAUUGCGCAGCCCCUGGCCGAGAUUACCAAAGCAGUGGAGGGCGAGGCGAUCGAUCUGUGCUGCACCAUCGACUGCGACCAGCCCUACAGCUACCUUUGGCUACGUAAUGGGCAAAUUCUACCAGAUAGUGACGAGUUCAACUACAUUGAUCACGGCAAUGGUUGCCUCUGCCUGCGCUUGAACGAUCCAUUUGACAUUGACUCGGGCACAUACAGCUGUCAGGUGUUUACGUCCCCCAACGAAAGCACGGACAUGAUCCAUAACAACUCCACCUUGGACUGCAGCUACGACUGCAGCAGUAGCGGGGAAUUGUGCGUCUUAGAGCGUGAUCUGUCCCAAAACGACCAAGAGUGCAUCCAACUACUGAAGACACCGCUGCCCGUGGUCUGUGGUGCGGGGGAGGAGGCGCUUUUCUAUGCGCGUGUUUUCCCCUGCGAAGCGGAAGCCGUCUGGUAUCUCAAUGGAAAGCCGCUCACCGAAGAUAUGGAUGACUCACUAAACAUGACGUUGGAGUCGUAUCCAGAGAACGGCAUUCGCGUGCUGCGCCUGCGAGACGUGCAGCCCUCACAGAGCGGCGAGAUUCGGCUGCAAGUGAAGCAUCCACAGACGGAGCGGCGCAUACCCACUGCACGGACAUACACCAGUCUGCUCGUCUUGCCCAUUGUACGGGGAAACAGUAGCGGCGGCUCCUCAUCGCUGGCUGCCAGAAGCUGCAUUUUAACACGCCCCGAAGAUUGCACCGCCCUCAUUGGUGGUCAUGUGCGGCUAAGCGUGCGCUACGACCCCUUACCGGGCUCCCAAGUCAUCUGGUACAAGGCGUGCCGUGCCAUUGUUGAGGGCUCCAAUGUGACAAUCCGUACAAGCGCUCAGCAGUCGACGCUCUACAUAACGGACAUCUCGGCCGAUGACAGCGGCAAGUACACGGUGGAAAUAAUGAAUGACUACGGCGUGGAGGCGGCAGCCGCCUCGGUGGCCGUUGAGGGACCACCAGAGCCACCCAGCGGACAGCCGAGUGUAUCCCUUGGUCCCGAUCGCAUGGCCGUGGCCUGGUGUGGACCACCCUACGAUGGCGGCUGCAUGAUCACGGGCUUCAUCAUUGAAAUGCAGAGCUGCGAUCCCGCGGACUGUGAUAAGGCGAAUGAAGAUGAGGAAUGGCAGCAGGUGGCACGCGUUGUGGACACCCUGGCCUACACCGUCAAGGAUCUGCAGCCUCAGAUGCAGUACAGAUUUCGCGUGCGGGCCGAGAACAUACACGGACGCAGUGCGCCCAGCCAGCCCAGCGAACUGGUGCAGAUGAGCAGCAGCCAGCACGAGGCCAGGAAGGCGGGGGAGACAGCCAGCGUGGACUAUGGACAGGCGGUGAGUGUGCAGUCUGGCGGAGACUUCAAGGCACGCUUCGAGAUCAUCGAGGAGCUGGGCAAGGGACGCUUCGGCAUCGUGUACAAGGUGCAGGAGCGUGAUCAGCCGCAACAGCUGCUCGCCGCCAAGGUGAUCAAGUGCAUCAAGUCGCGCGAUCGCCAAAAGGUGCUCGAGGAGAUCUCCAUCAUGGGUUCGCUGCAGCAUCCCAAACUCCUGCAGCUGGCCGCCUCCUUCGAGAGUCCACGAGAGAUUGUCAUGGUGAUGGAAUAUAUCACAGGCGGCGAGCUAUUCGAGCGUGUGGUGGCCGAUGACUUUACCCUCACGGAGCUGGACUGCAUUCUGUUUCUGCGGCAGGUGUGCGAGGGCGUCGCCUACAUGCACAGUCAGAGCGUUGUCCACCUGGACCUGAAGCCGGAGAAUAUCAUGUGCCAUACACGAACCAGCCACCAGAUCAAGAUCAUUGACUUUGGCCUGGCCCAGCGACUAGACACGAAGGCGCCCGUCCGCGUGCUCUUCGGCACACCAGAAUUUAUACCCCCAGAGAUCAUUAGCUACGAGCCCAUCGACUUUAAGUCGGACAUGUGGAGCGUGGGCGUCAUUUGCUAUGUGCUGCUCUCUGGCCUUUCGCCCUUCAUGGGCGACACCGAUGUGGAGACCUUUUCGAAUAUCACCAGAGCGGACUACGACUACGACGACGAUGCCUUUGACUGCGUUUCGCAGGAGGCCAAGGACUUUAUCUCGCAGCUGCUGGUGCACCGCAAGGAGGAGCGCCUGACUGCCAAGCAGUGCCUGGAAUCCGAGUGGCUGUGCCAGCGCCACGAUGACAAUCUCAGCAACAACAAGAUUUGCACGGACAAGCUCAAGAAGUUUAUCAUUCGACGCAAGUGGCAGAAAACGGGAAAUGCCAUUCGCGCCCUCGGACGCAUGGCCACACUGUCCGCAUCGCGAAGGAACUCAGCCAUUGCCAUGGGCGCGCUGAACAGUCCGCGACCCUCCAUCUCGGGCCUGGGCAUGCUGAAUGCCGCCAGCGCACUGGUCAGCCCCGUGAGCACGCAAAUGUCAUCGCUGCAUGAGGAGGAGGAUGACUUUAGUGUGGAGAUGCCGCACGUGGAGAAGCGGUAUGCCCACGGAGCCCUGAAGCUGCGCGACAAGUCGCAGUGCAGCGAGCGCAGCGAUUCGGGCUACAGCGAAUGCUCCAACUGCAGUCUCGGGGCCACAGGCGUGGGUGCGCAGGAGACGCUGCUGCUGUCACUGGCCAAAUCCAAGCUGGAACAGAUUGCCAAGGCGACCAUUAGUCCGCUGCCAGUGGUCCUGGACACACACGAGAGUCCCAUCAGUCUGGAGCUGCCUGCCAAAGGCGAGGCCAUAAUGCGUUCCGACUUCACCAACACCAUAAAGAUGCGCAAAAAGUCACUGGAGGACAGUGCGGCGCGCGAGAAACCAAAACUGCAUGCCAAACCGCUGUGCGAGUCCUCCAAAAUAAAGGUUUCCCAGCUAAAGGACAAGUUCCAGCAGUCAAAAAUUGCUUCCGCUGCUGCUGCUAACAAACCCAAGCUUGCCCCAGAGCCCAACAAGAUCAGCAAAGUCGCCAGCGUGGGGCGUAUACCUCGAAAGGAGCCAGGGAAGAACGGAAGCAGCAGCAAAGCAGCAAAAUCCGCACAAACCCGAUCCAUGCCUAGUUCACCGCUGCCCCAGCGGGCUGCCACGCCAACGCGGCUGAUGAGCCAGCGUGUCCGCGAGGCUACCGAGCGUCUUUCCCAACAGCACACGGUGGCAAGCGCUCAACGGCAAAACAGCAAUGGCAAUGGCAAUGGGAAUGGGAACAGUAACGGUAAUGGAAACAGCAAUGGAAACGUCCCAGAGAGCAGCCGCGAGUCACGUGCGCGACGUCUCAUCAAUAGAUUCAACGAAACGAAACAGAUCACGUCCUAGAUUUAUGUCGCUUAAAUGCCGACACAAACAUAACUUUAUUACAUUAUUGCAGAAAACAAACCACAGGAGAAGAAACACUCUACGAAACACUCGAAUAUGAAAAUGAAUGCGAAUAGCGAUUGCGAUUGCGAUUGCGAUGGCGAACACGGGCUUAGAGCACCCUCAACCCACAGCUCACACAUCCCACAGCCACACCAUAAACACACAUAAUACACACACAUCCACGUCCACCCCACACAACUCUCUGAUCAGAUCAGGCAAUCCGACUAAACGGGUUCAAGCACUGUACUUAGGCUAGGAGGAAGCUAAAUAUUUAAAUUAUUGUAUCGAUUUAUAUACAUAUCUACUUAUUUACCGUACUAAUUAAAGUUAAUGUAACGAAAAA
Drosophila guanche is the source of this 17836-nucleotide messenger RNA. RefSeq names its product myeloid leukemia factor (gene Strn-Mlck). Gene Ontology annotation, molecular function: ATP binding; protein binding; protein serine/threonine kinase activity. The record is from RefSeq and is a predicted model, not a curated record. The transcript has 29 exons. Gene Ontology annotation, cellular component: cytoplasm; nucleus. The coding region runs from base 82 to 17451 and encodes 5789 amino acids. Gene Ontology annotation, biological process: positive regulation of apoptotic process; intracellular signal transduction; regulation of DNA-templated transcription. Lineage: Eukaryota; Metazoa; Arthropoda; Insecta; Diptera; Drosophilidae.